AGACAGCUAAGGGUGUGUCCCUGGUACCAGUUGCAGUUUCUCUGCCUCCCCGCAGCGGGCGUGUGGUCCCGGGACCUUCCCUUCUGGUGCGAGGCGAGGCGAGGCUCAGCUCCUCACAGCGAGGCAUUAACUCGGGCAGCUCCAGCCGGGGGCUGACACCCCAGUCGCUUCACAGGAUGCCUUCGGGACAACAGGCGCAGGGUGGCAAAAUGUUCGGUAUCCUGAGAGCGCAGCAGGAGGAGCGCUUGGCUGGUGUGAACAAGGAAUUUCUGGAAGAUCAAAAAUAUAAAGAUGAAGAAAACUUAGCAGAAAAUCUGGAAUCUUUCAAAAAGAAGUACAUGGAAUUUGAUCUCAAUGACCAAGGUGACAUUGACUUGAUGAGCCUGAAGCAGAUGCUGGAGAAACUUGGAGUUCCCAAGACUCACCUGGAAGUGAAGAAGAUGAUUGCAGAAGCGACGGGUGGCAGCAGUGAGACCAUCUCUUACCGCAACUUUGUCAUCAUGAUGUUGGGCAAGUGCUCCACUGUCCUCAGAUUAAUAAUGAUGUUCGAAGGAAAAAGUGACGGAAAUGAUUCCAAACCUACAAGACCUCCUGCUAAGAGGGACAUCUCUAGCCUUCCGUGACCCUUUGGAUGAAGAACUGGGAAUGAUUGUGCACUUCUCUUGAAUUGUAAAUACCCCCGUGUGAUGUUUCAUCUUGGACUUGUUGAGGUGGUGGCUGAAUGUUCCCUGUCAGUCAAAACUUAAUGUCAUGUUUGAUAUUUUUCAAAUCUAUGUGUUCCUGUACAGUGAUGCACAAAUCUAUUACUAAUUUGUCCAAUGCUACCCAACAGAACUUACAGACUACCCAGUAUCCCUUUGUUGUAGUCCCUAACCUUAAUAGAGAACUCCAUUUAGAUUUUGUGCUUGACUUGUGUGGCUGUCACAGUUACUUAUGAUCCCGGAGGUUGUGGUUUUGUAUGCCAAUGGCCUGAGCACUCAGUCAACAUUCCCCAUGGUGUGCAGAAUCGUUGGAAGUCGAAAAUUGGGUUAAUUCUUUGUUUUCUUUGGUAGAUGUAAAAGGUUACAUGCGUUUGAAGCAAAGCUGGGUUCUAUGUUGUUUCCUGGCUGGUGCUUUUCCCCACUAAAGUCGAUUAUUGGACCAUUAUCACAAUGCUGUUGCUGCAAGUGUAUUGGUUGUCAUCUUUCUUAUACAUUAAAACUAGUAAUUUUCUGUGAAGACCUUUUGGAAUAGCCUAGGAUGCGAAACGUGCAGCAUAGAAAUCUAAAUUAUUUCUUGUUCUGUGGAAAUGAUUAGUUAUCAAAGCCUGGCUACAAAUUUCUGAUAUAGUUCCUUCUAUACCUCAAUAUGUUACUGCCAUGUGGUGCUAAUUAGACCAGUAAACAGUGGCGUGGGUGGGUUAAUAAGAGAUAAUUCAACAAUGUUCAGAUGCAGGUCAUUUGGCCGAAUACCUACCUACAAUUUUCUAUUUGUUUUGUAUGUGACAAAAUUAUACUUAGGAUUACAAGUUCCAGGCUCCACAGAAGUGGAAGUAUCUUUAUUUCUCAUCCAUUCCUUUUCUCCCGAGAUGCUGCCUGUCCCGCUGAGCUAUUUCAACAUUUUGUGUCUACGUUGGAAUUACCUUCUCUUGUGCUCACACGUGCAAACCUUUUUUUAUGAUCUUAAAGACUUCCAUCAAAUCACACCUCAGCCGUGUGCCCAAGAGAAUGAAGUUCACACAUGAGUGAAUAAAGGUUAAGAAUGGUAGAUAUCCGAAUUGAGGUGUACUGUGUAUGGUUGUGGCAGUGAAGUGGAACUUUGAGAGAUGAUCACCAUAAUAUUGAUAAAUCAGAAAAGAUACCACAUAUGGGAUUCAAUGUGGUUGAUCUAUUAUGUUUGGAAUUAUUUGACUAGUGUUAAAUGAGUACUCUCUGAGUUCUGGCUUCAUCCUUCUAAAUCCUUUUUGUAUUUUCAAUAUUUAAUAUCAUGUUUAUACUCGUUCAAUCCGUUUGAUAUGCUGCCAAUACCACUUCUAUUCUGCCGUAUUAUCCUUCCUGCUUCUAAUGCAAAAUCUAAUUCUAUUACUCUGACUUUAUUGAUUUUGUCUCUCAGAAGAUGUUUCUAAUUACUUAUUAUUUGCCCAUCUUUCUGCAUGUGAAUAGAACUUGUGCGAAGAUUUCAGAAUAUGGUGCUGUUGGGAACUGUAGGAAGAGUGAAUCAGAGGGCACAGAACAAUGCAACACAGGAAGAAACUGUUUGUCCUACAAAGCCUGUGCUGAACAUCAUGCCAAAUCUAAUCCCUUCUGCCUGCUCCUGAUCCAUGUCUCUACAUUUCCUGCAUUCACAUGUGCCUACGAAAAACGUCUUUAAUAUUACUAUUGUAUCUUCUUCCACAAAUACCCCUGGCAGGACAUUCCAAGCACCCACCAUUCUGUAUAAAUAAAAGAACUUGCUCUGCACAUCUUCUUUAAAUGUUACCCCUCUCACCUUAAACCUAAGCCCCUUGUAUUUGAUGGGCAUGCCUUAGGGAAAAAGAUUAACUGUCUACCCUAUCUAUGCCUCUCACGGAAGCCACCAUCAGCCGGCCCUCCGCUGCUUUUGACCAUCAUCUCAGAUCGCUCCAGGCCUUGCUCUGGUCCAUGCCGGCCGCAGCCUAGCUCGGACCAGGCGGGGAGGCUUCAGCUCUACAACCUGGGUAGUUGCUACCUCUACUCCCUCCUUCUCUACCCCCUCCCUGGGGCAGAGGGAGAGAGGGAUAGAGGGAGGGCAGAGAGGGGGGGAUGGAGAAAAGGGAGGAGAGGGGGCCCUCCCUUUCUGCCCCCACUUCCUCUCUGCCCCCCCUCCCUCGCUAGGGAGUGGUGAAUAUUGGGACGUGUGGGUGUGGUGGAGUAUUGCAUUUGGGAACCAGCCCUCCUGUGUGAUGCCGUGCCCCCCCUUCUUCCUCUCUCUACCCCCUCCCUCUC
Molecule: messenger RNA, 2942 nt
Organism: Leucoraja erinaceus (little skate)
Lineage: Eukaryota; Metazoa; Chordata; Chondrichthyes; Rajiformes; Rajidae
Product: allograft inflammatory factor 1-like
Exons: 6
Coding region: 177-623 (148 amino acids)
Biological process (GO): ruffle assembly; actin filament bundle assembly
Cellular component (GO): actin filament; ruffle membrane
Molecular function (GO): actin filament binding; calcium ion binding
Source: RefSeq, a predicted model, not a curated record